Messenger RNA from Saccharomyces eubayanus, 798 nucleotides. RefSeq names its product proteasome regulatory particle base subunit RPN10 (gene RPN10). The transcript has a single exon. Gene Ontology annotation, molecular function: polyubiquitin modification-dependent protein binding. Gene Ontology annotation, biological process: proteasome-mediated ubiquitin-dependent protein catabolic process. Gene Ontology annotation, cellular component: cytosol; proteasome regulatory particle, base subcomplex; nucleus. Lineage: Eukaryota; Fungi; Ascomycota; Saccharomycetes; Saccharomycetales; Saccharomycetaceae. The record is from RefSeq and is a predicted model, not a curated record. Bases 1 to 798 code for a protein of 265 amino acids.
AUGGUAUUGGAAGCUACAGUGUUGAUAAUUGACAAUUCAGAGUACUCUCGCAAUGGGGACUUUCCUCGCACACGGUUCGAAGCGCAGAUCGACUCCGUGGAGUUCAUAUUCCAGGCCAAGAGAAACAGUAAUCCCGAGAACACAGUGGGGCUCAUCUCUGGUGCAGGCGCCAACCCUCGGGUGCUGUCCACGUUCACGGCCGAGUUUGGGAAGAUUCUUGCUGGUUUGCACGAUACGCAGGUCGAGGGCGAGCUGCAUCUGGCCACUGCGCUGCAGAUUGCCCAGCUGACUUUGAAGCACCGUCAGAAUAAGGUUCAGCACCAGAGAAUCGUGGCGUUCGUAUGCAGUCCCAUAAGCGACGCUCGAGACGAAUUGAUUAGACUGGCCAAGACGCUGAAGAAAAACAACGUUGCUGUGGACAUUAUCAACUUCGGCGAGAUCGAGCACAACACAGAACUGUUGGACGAGUUUGUUGCCGCGGUGAACGACCCUCAGGAGGAGACUAGUCACUUGCUGACCGUGGUGCCCGGCCCUAGACUGCUGUACGAGAACAUCGCGUCCUCUCCUAUAAUUCUUGAAGAGGGCUCCUCCGGCAUGGGCGCCUUUGGCGGGGCUGGCGCCGACUCUGACGCUAAUGGCACGUUCAUGGACUUCGGUGUAGAUCCAUCAAUGGACCCAGAACUGGCAAUGGCCUUGCGUCUCUCCAUGGAGGAAGAGCAGCAGAGACAAGAAAGACUAAGACAGCAGGAGCAGCAGCAAGACCAGCAGGACCAGCCGGAAGAACGCCAAGACAAAUAA